CGGCAAGUGUAUAGUGUGUCUCCUUUCCUUUGAGACUCGUAGAAAAAGAAAUAAAGAAAGAAAAAGUGUAGUAUGGGAGAAAGUUUAUAAACGGCAAGAACAAGAGAUAGGUGGCUCUGGGAAUUUCUCCAAGUUAUGGCAAAAAGCUUUGAUGUCCUUUAUCUGCAUGCAUCUUCUCUAUAAUGUCCCUUAAAUUUUAAGUUAUAGUUUCAAUAUGCUAGAAAUCAGUUUACGUUUGGGCCUUUACCCUUUAUUUUCUCGCUCUAGAGUUAGUGUUUCCUUAAUGCAUUGAAAAGCUUUUUCCAUAUUCUGCUUAUCUAUAUAUCUUGCUGCAAUAAUAGGCCAAUCCAUUUGGAGUUGCAGUCUUCUGUUUUUCACUACAUCUUUUAGCAUCGCUUCAGCCUUUUCAAUUAAUCCCUUCUGACAAUAAUCAAUAAGAAGGACAUUCGGAACUCUGAAAUCAUAAUACUAGCAAGAUGACUCUCACUCUUGUAGCAAUUUCUCAACUUCUUCAAGCUCCCCAAGUUUGACUAGAGAACCCAGCAUGGAUAUAUAAUCUCUGUUGACUUGCUUCUUACAAUUGGCUUUUGCAGGACCCCAUAACCUCAUCAUGUCAUCUUUAUUGUCAAGACUUGCAUAAAGUGAAAUCAAAUGAUUGUAACCUGGUCCAUGAAAUGAAGCUGUAGCUGUAGCAGAAAAUAAAGGUUUGGGUCUUGUGUGAGGUUCUAUGCAUGAAAUGCAACUGUAGUUGUGUCAGGGUAUUGGAGAUUUCUUCGCUUUGUCUUUUUCAAUUAUUUCCUAUGCGCAUUUCUUUCAAGCACUGGACUUCAGACAAGAGAAGGAUUAUUCUGGCCUUAAAAUAAAAGUUUUGGACUUAUUUGGACCUAAACUUCCUUGCCCCAAAGUUAAGGGGCGAAUUUGACCUCUUUCCGAGUAAGUAUUCUCUUGUGUUUAAUUUCUUUAUUUUUUGCUUUACAGCUCCACAAAACCUUCAGAUCAAUAAAGAAGUGUGAAGGAAACCUCCGGAAAAUUUCUGCAGAUCUUCUUUGAAAGCUAAAAAUUGAAGUUUCCGGGGAACACCGUCGGAACUUGCACAUGAAUUCAUCUUUAGUCUUGACCCACUUAGACUCUUGCUGUCCCUGUCCUCUCACUGUGUCUUCCUUGGAAACACUAAAACGGAGGGCUCUCUUAUAGUUGUGGUGGUGCUUCUUCUUUCAAUUUUACUUCUGCUGUGGGUAUAUCUUGGAGAGAUCUGGUUUCAUCAUUUAAGUUUUCUGGUGCUUUUUCUUUCAGGGUUUUCUAGAUCAAUGGAUGAUGUUUUUUAUUUUCCUUAUGAUCCAUCACAACCUGUGAACUUUUCUUCAUCUUCUAGUUUUAUUUCAUCUUCUUAUGAAUUUAAUGACUCAAUUAGUCAAAGCAUGUCCAUCUCAUCUUCUUAUGCAUCAAAUCGUUUGACCAGCCAAAACAUAUCCACCUUCUCAGGCUCUGAAGCCAGGCCUAGUCAGAACACAUCCACUGCAUUUUCUUGUACAUCAAAUCGUUUGAUCAGCCAAAACACAUCCUCCCCCUUAGUCUCUGAGGUGAGUCCUAGUCUUGAGUUGAUUAGUUUACCUCAGCUUAGCUCCAAUUUGGAGCAGCCCUUGAUCGAUUAUAAUGCUGCUGAAAUUGUUGUUGAGGGAAUCCCUGUUAGCAUUAAUCGGGGUUUUCUAGCGGAAAAGAGAAGUUUUUUCCAUGAAAUUUUUGAGCGAGGAAAGGGUUAUUUGGAAAAUGAUGGGAAACCAAAGUAUCUUUUGAGUGAUCUGUUACCUUUUGCAAAGGUUGGAUAUGAAGCAUUCCAGUUUUUCUUGAGCUGCUUGUAUACUGGAGAACUCCAUCCUCCUCCGUUGGAGGGAUCAACUUGUGUUGAUAAAGAAUGUGGUCAUGAUGCCUGUGGACCUGCAAUUGAUUUUACAGUGCAUUUGAUGCAUGCCUCAUCCAUAUUCAAUUUACCAGAGCUGGUUGUACAUUUCCAGAGACGCCUUGUUAACUUUGUUGAUAAGGCUUAUGUGGAGGAUGUAAUCCCAAUACUUUUGGCUGCCUUCUAUUGUCGAUCAGAUGAACUUGUAAAUCAAUGUGUGGAUAGAAUAGCAAGGUCAGAUCUUGAUAACAUCUCAAUAGAGAAGGAACUUCCCUAUGAGCUUUCAAAGAGAAUUGAACUUAGUCGUAAAGAGUCUAUGUCCGAUGAUGAACAGGUGUCUGAGGCUGUGGUACGCUUGCAUGAAAAGGCUAUUAGGAGAAUACACCGGGCAUUAGACUGGGAUGAUAUUGAACUAGUAAAGCUUCUCUUGUGGGACUCUAAUGUAACACUGGAUGAUGCCAAUUCUCUUCAUUAUGCUGUUGCGUACUGUGACAGCAAGAUUGUACGCGAGUUGCUUCGCCUUGGUUAUGCUGAUGUCAACCAUAGAAAUUCACAAGGCUACACACCUCUUCACAUUGCAGCAAUGCGAAGAGAACCAUCAAUCAUUGUGUCUCUCCUAAUAAAAGGGGCUAGUGCUUCAGACUUAACAUUUGAUGGGCGAAGUGCUCUUAGCAUCUGUCGAAGAUUGACUAGCAUAAAAAAUUAUAAUGCUGAAACAGAGCAGGGUCAGGUAACAAAUAAAGACCGACUAUGCAUUGAUAUUUUAGAGAGAGAAAUGCCGAGAAACCCCAUGGUUGAUGAUGCUUCCAUCACUUCCCAAGAUGCUGCAGAUGAUACUUUUGAUUUGAAUCUCUAGCCUGUUCGCUAAAGAUGACGUAUGUCUAUCUUUGUUAGCAAUGUGUACUACUACUCGGGUAGUAAACCAAGCUGUCUAUUUGAUUUGUUUAUAAGACCAAGUUAUGUUGUUUGA
This is a messenger RNA of Hevea brasiliensis (rubber tree), 2867 nucleotides long. Its product is annotated as BTB/POZ domain and ankyrin repeat-containing protein NPR1-like. The transcript has 2 exons. The record is from RefSeq and is a predicted model, not a curated record. Bases 1308 to 2753 code for a protein of 481 amino acids. Gene Ontology annotation, biological process: systemic acquired resistance, salicylic acid mediated signaling pathway; defense response to fungus; regulation of jasmonic acid mediated signaling pathway. Gene Ontology annotation, molecular function: protein binding. Gene Ontology annotation, cellular component: nucleus. NCBI's taxonomy places the organism in Eukaryota, Viridiplantae, Streptophyta, Magnoliopsida, Malpighiales, Euphorbiaceae.